This is a messenger RNA of Hypanus sabinus (Atlantic stingray), 1436 nucleotides long. Its product is annotated as neuroepithelial cell-transforming gene 1 protein-like. The transcript has 4 exons. The coding region runs from base 1035 to 1436 and encodes 133 amino acids. NCBI's taxonomy places the organism in Eukaryota, Metazoa, Chordata, Chondrichthyes, Myliobatiformes, Dasyatidae. The record is from RefSeq and is a predicted model, not a curated record.
GUGAGACUAGAUGCUGAAAUCUGGAGCAACAAACAAUACGCUAAAUGUUUCAUUUUAAAAAGUGUAAUUAUUGACACGCUUGUUAACAGUAUAAUAAUAAGACAUAGAAGGAGAAUUUGGCCACUUGGCCUAUCAAGUCUGCUCCAUCAUUUCACCGCGGCCGAUCCAUUUUACCUCUUAGCUCCAAUCUGCUGCCUUCUCCCCGUAUCCCUUCAUGUUCUGACCAAUCAAGAAUUUAUCAACUUCUGCCAUAAAUAUACAUACAGACUUGGCCUCCACAGCUGCAAACAAUUCCACAGAUUCAUUACUCUGGCUAAAAGAAUUCCUCCUAAUCUCCGUUUUAAAAGGACACCCCUCUAUUCUGAGACUGUGUCCUCCAAUCUUAGACUCUCCUAUCAAAGGAAACAUCCUCUCCAUAUCCACUCGAUCAAGGCAUUGAUAGGUUGCAACGAAGUCACCCCUCAUUCUUCUGAAUUCCAGUGAAUACAGACCCAGAGCCAUCAAACGCUCUUCAUAAGACUAGCCUUUCAAUCCUGGAAUCAUUUUCGUGAAGCGCCUUUGAAUCUUCUCCAAUUUCAGCAAACUUAAAUCCACGCUGGCUCCAACGGAACAAACUUAACCACAAGCGUAUUCUUUCUCACACAUGUCCGUCAAUUCUAUCGUGAUGCUUUUUGUCACGGAGGACGGUGAAGUGGUCGAAUGAACAAGCAGCAAAUCUUUAGGAUUAUGAGAGGAAAACACAGAGCAUAAAGUCUGUAUUGCAGCAAAACUGUUCAUUUCCGCCGCACGCUUAUAAACGAGCCCCGAUAAUGCAAUGAAAACUGUUUACUUUGCGGAACGUCUCAGGCGCUUACUUUCGGUUCAUUUCGGUGGAGGAGCAGGCGAGCGUCUCCUAGCAACCGGCCGCGCGUUGAUUGGUGCGUCUGGCCGGCGCCAGUUUCAAACGGAGGGGCGGUUGGAAGGCGCAGCCCGACCUUCCGGUCCAGGGGAUCGUCGUCGCCGCCGCCGCCGGCCCGCACCAUUUCUCCGCAGCGAUGAGCCAGGCCGAUUUGGCGGCACGGGAGAACAGGAGGUCGCAGCUGAAGAGGAACUCCUCGGCUCCCUCCAGCACGCCGGAGACGGCAGACGACAGCCUCCGCCGGCCUUCUCUCCGACGUGGAAGCUCCUUCACUUUUCUGACUCCUGGACCAUGGGAUUUUACUCUGAAGAAAAGGAAACGAAGAGCGAAAGAUGAUGAUGUCAUCAGUCUUUGUAGCCUUGAUAUUAAGGAGGGAAUAGCUGGUCCACAGAUUACUUCCAGAAGAACAAAUGAAGGUCAUUGCCUGGACCUGAAACAUAAUUCUUUGGAUGUGAGUUUCAGAUUUGCCUCAACUCCAUGCAUAAGUGUGUCCAUCCAGGAGAGAAGAGGCACAGCUCUACCUUGGCUCAGCAGAUAA